AUGAAACAACACGUCGUCGACGGGAUCGUAAACGUCAUCUUCUCAGCGGGCGCGAACAAUCAGCUGAUCGCGACUGGAGACUGGAGAUCUCUCGGCGACCAGGCGACGUCGGGCGUGACAACUCGGCGAUUGGAUUUAAUUAAAUUUAUGAAUUAAAAGUUUCCUGGAAAUCGUCAGCUUGAUCAGUUCACGGGAAAUGGCUUUAAAUCUGUUUAAACAGAUCGCAAUACUUGGACAACGUCCGCUCGCAACGAAAAUCUCGUUGGCAAAAUUCUACACUGGAAGUCUGUACGAGCCGGAUUACUUAGAGACGGGAAAAUCAAAAUUUCCCCUUCUACCUGUGGUAAAUGUACAAAUUACGGGUUAUGAUUAUCCUGUGCUAGAAUCUUACCAAUCUUUUGUACACAAGUUGGCAGACAUCCUACAGAUUGACGUAGACAACGGCUGGCCAUUACCACCUCAAGAACUUAAGAUACAGAAAUAUAAAACUGGCACGACAAAAAUUGUAUCUGAAUAUAAUCUAAAAAUUUAUGAGAGAAAUAUGCAGUUGUCAGAGAUAUCCUCUAUAAAAUGUUCAGUAUUAAUUAGGACAUUAGAAGCAGCUUUACCACAGGGUGUUACUCUGAACGUAAAUAUUUUCGAUCCUGCGCUAGAAGAGAAGCGAUAUAUACCAGAUAAAGAAUUGAUUGACUUAAAAUCUGCGUUAAACACAUUAAAAAAUAAAACUUAAAUGCAAAUUAAUUGUUGCGAAUUAAUGUAGGAUUUCAGUGCAAAUCCUUGUAUAUAUGUAUGUACAAUGACGCAAAAAUACUCUUUUUUUCUUCGAGUAUGUAAAUUCUUCAAACAGGAAAUAUUUGAAAAUUAUAUACAGAAUUAAUUGAUGAAAAGUUUCUUUGUUAACUUGUCUAAGACAAUUAUACAAUAUAUACAAAUUUUAUAAAAGUAUCUCAAUAAGAUAUUUCACGCUAUUUUUAUCUGUUUUUAUUAUUAACAAGAAGAGGUGGAUUCUCCUUACUGAAGAUCCGCCUAUGGGAUCCAGACUGUCAUCCGUUGUACCCCUUUACCUGUCUUGCAACUAGAUUAAAAUUAGAUAAAAGUAAAUUAUUUUUUAUCAUAAAUAAUGUCGGGUUUCCGUUUCAUUUCUUGCUCUUCUUGCACUUUCAUUAAUUCGUGCGCACGCGCGCGCGUAUGUGUGAUACAUUUAUUAUUUUUUUUAAUAAUACUGUUUACAAUAAACCAAAAUGCACGACCUUAA
Messenger RNA from Solenopsis invicta (red fire ant), 1255 nucleotides. RefSeq lists its product as uncharacterized. The record is from RefSeq and is a predicted model, not a curated record. NCBI's taxonomy places the organism in Eukaryota, Metazoa, Arthropoda, Insecta, Hymenoptera, Formicidae. The coding region runs from base 197 to 730 and encodes 177 amino acids. Gene Ontology annotation, cellular component: mitochondrial ribosome. The transcript is spliced from 4 exons.